CCCGUUAAUAUUUUUUUUUAAAGAUCACACUUUUAAUACACCCUCCAAGAAGUGGUCGCUCCCAGAACAGUUUCACUACCUCUCAACGUGUGACACGUGACAUCCGCCCCGCGAAAUCCCAGGCCCAUUCAUCAUGCGAUGAUCGUGAUCCGAUCAUGUGAUGCCUUCGUGCUCAAUGCGUGCUAAUGAUAAACUCGUACACGAGCGAGCCAACUCGUACACAUGUGUCGACUCGUCGAUCGUAGUCAGCUUGCCCAUGACGAGUUGGUCCGGACACGUGUGACGAUAACACGAUGCGGUCGGUGUGUGUACAUGUACUGUACACGUACUAUGUGCGCAUGCAUGUCGGCCAUUUACUGCUGGUUGUUGUGUGGUGGUGACUUAAUACGUCGUACAUGUACAAAAUAAGUCCUAAUCCAGAAUUACACUGCCAAUUCUAAUUCUCUAGGCCGAAAGUAAUUGGCCUAAAUUAGUACUAUCAAAAUGAGCGACAAUUCUCAGGAUAAUACGUCAAGGAAAAGGAGAGGACCUUAUGCGUUUUCUCUUUUGAAAGGGAACAUGUCUGGAGAUGACAGGUCAACGCCAAGAGUAACAAAAUGGCGUAUGAACUCCCGAUGCGGCAGGGAGCUAACAAGCCUACCUCCAUGGUCAGAAAACAACAUGGAUAACUCGUCGAGUGGCAGUGGAUCUACAACGUUACAUCCUCAAAAUGUUGGAGCAAUAGGGCUCACGUUAGGGCCAGAUCAUCAAUCAAGAAAUGACAGUGCCCCACCAGCAGUACCACGACCAGCAGGACAUCUGGAACCACAUCCUCCCUCCUCGGCCAGCACCAGCAGGGACAUGACUACGGAGUCUGAGACUGACAAUGACAGUGGUUGGCAGUAUGCACCAAAACAAAGUGGAGAAGAUCAGGACACACGGUAUGAGUCUGACGAUACGGCUGAUGAACAAGAUGAAUGGUAUGAUGCUAUCAAUAGUAUUGGACCUGAUGAAUGGAACAAUGACACUGACAAUUUGGUUGAUAAUUCUUCAGAACAUGGUGCCUCUACUCAGACUACUGGGGAUGAAAGUACAGGUUCAGAUGAUGAUUGUUUAUUGUAUCCAGGUGCACCGAUCACAGUGGCAGAAAGCAUGCUGCUCAUACUUGCCCUUGUUCUAAGACACAGUUUGACUGGCAGCUGCCUAGUUGAUAUAUUAACCCUUGUAUCUGUCCACUGUCAGCAGCCAAACUUAUGUAAAACCUCACUCCAUCUCUUUCACAAGUAUUUUUCAAACUUGUCUAUGCAACUUAAAUUUCACAAGUUUUGUGGUAAUUGUUAUUUUGUUAUUGAAAAGUUCUCAGAUAAAUGUCCGAACUGCAGCACUAUACUUUCUAAUGAUACAAAAUCAAUAUGUCAUUUUAUUGAAAUUCCACUGUUAACACAGCUUGAAGCUCUUUUUAAACAACAAGGUUUUUGUGAAGGGAUUAAGCACAGAUUUAACAGAAAGAAGAAAGUUCAUGGUAAUAUAGAGGAUAUUUAUGAUGGUAAUAUUUACAAAGGAUUCUCAUCUCCAGGUAGUUUCCUUGAUGAUAAACAUAAUAUAUCAUUUAUGUGGUACACUGAUGGCAUUCCGCUUUUUAAAUCUUCUCGUUUUGGUAUAUGGCCUCUAUAUUUUGCAAUUAAUGAAUUACCGCCCAAAAAACGAAUGCUGAAAGAAAAUAUGUUGAUAGCAGGUAUUUGGUAUGGUGAGUCAAAACCAUGCAUGGGCACUUUCCUGAAACCAUUUCAUUCUUCUCUGAAGCAAAUUUAUGAUGGAAUUGUUGUAGAUACUUACGACAAUGAACAAAUUAACGUUCAUGGUAUUCUCUUAUGUGGUACAUGUGAUAUGCCUGCAAAGUGUAUAGUUCUAAAUAUGACCCAGUUUAAUGGUUUACAUGGUUGUCCCAGAUGUACACAACCGGGGGAGGUUAUAAAUGUGGGUAGGGGGCAUGCUAGAGUAUUUCCUGUUGAUGUUAAUGAUUUUGAUGGCCCCAAAAGAACACAUAAACAGACGGUGAAUGCAGCAAAAGAAGCUUUUCAAAGUAAAAAAAAAGUUGUAGGCAUUAAAGGACCCUCAUGGUUUUUAAAUCAAAUGCCUGACAUAAUACGUGGGACUGCAAUAGACUGGAUGCAUCAGGUUUUAUUAGGAAUAGUUAGAAGAUUUUUAUUUUUGUGGCUUGAUCGAAGUCAAUCAACUGAACCAUAUUCUAUUUCCAAUCUUGUUGAUACAGUUGAUUCUCGACUAAGCAAAAUUAAACCACCAAAUUUUAUUUCAAGAGUGCCAAGAAGUAUAAAAGAGCACAGUAAAUAUUGGAAAGCAUCGGAAUGUAGGUCCUGGUUAUUGUAUUAUUCAUUGCCAGUGUUGCAUGGUUUAUUGGCAGAUAUCUAUUUCCAACAUUAUUUACUGUUAGUUGAAGCUAUUUACUUAUUGAAUGGAGAUUCAAUCUCAUUGGAUACUAUCAAUCACUGUGAACAAGUGCUUAGACAUUUUUGUAUGAUGCAUGGGACUCUUUACUCACCUAAACAGAUGACAUCAAAUAUACAUCAAUUAUUACAUUUAUGUGAUGUCGUUCGGGACCUAGGACCUUUGUGGGUUUAUUCAUGUUUUACCUUUGAAUCACUGAAUGGUGAGUUACUGCCACUUUUUCAUGGUACUCAAAAAGUUGAUGUACAAAUAGCAAAUAACAUCUGUACAUUGUUGAAAUUGCCGUUUUUAGCACAACAACUCGUGGUUGGGACACCUGUUGAAAAAUUUUAUAAGUCCAUGAAAAACAAGGCAUCACAUUGGAAUACAGGUGAAAGAAUAUGUGAUGGUUUUCACACACUCGGAACAUUUAAACAGCACUGUUUGAACCGAAAAGAGAAGGAUUCAUUAAGACUAUUGUUGGGUUCUUUCAAUUUCAGAAUUCUACAUAAAGGUUUUGUAUUAUCUCGAAUUUUAAAACAUAGCACAGUCAUAUGUUCAAAACAGUUCACUCUACCACGCUGUAGGAAUUCCUUUACAGUGUGUUUUACGCACAAUGGUGAAGAGCAUUAUGGCCAAGUGAUAAAAUAUGUUAAAUUUCCUUCAGAUUGCACAUGUGACAAUAUCUGCUCAUGUACAUGUACUAUGUAUAUUGCUUUUAUCGAAAUGUUCAAAGUAUUAUCUUACAAAAUGUCUACGGAUGAUAUUACUUCUGCUGCUGUAGAGCACAUCGUCCCAUGUGAAAGGAAUGGGACAAUACUUGUAGCAGUACCAGUUGAAGCCAUUUGUAGCUUGUGUGUUUUUAUGGACUUUGAAAAUAAUGAUACAUUAUACCUAUCGAAAUGUCCUAAUACUAUUGAAGGUGAUUAACUUUGUCUACUUCUGCAAAGUGUGCAAGUGGAGUAUAUUGUUGAAAAGUGUAAUACUUUUGUGGAAUUUUCACUACCACCACCAGCAUAUACAUGUAUUGGAAUGUUUGAAUGACAAAUUAUACAGAAGACUGGUCAAUUAAGCUCUACCUCUUAAUAAAUUAACCGAAUGCAAAUGCAGGCCCCAGAAGUCUGGCUCAUUAAAAUCAUUUUACAAGGCGCCGCUUUAAUUGCUGUGUUCAUCAAGCUGCAUGUGACGUACAUUACCCACAUUCAUGUAGAUGCUGUUGAUUGAGUGGGCGGGGCUUAAUAGAUCAAUCUGUAUUGUAAAACAGAAAUGUUUUUAAACUUCCUGCAGUCAGUACAAGUUUUGGACUGUGUUCUUUAUGUCAUGUAAAAACUGAAAUAAAAAAUAACUUAUUCUGAAAAAUUUUCACCAGGAGAUGUUUUGUUAUUAGUCCAUUUGUCACACUGCCUAUAAUUGUUUGACAAAUUGAACAUGCAUACAUGUAGAUGCAUGCUCUCAUACUGAUGGGGGACAAGUUCUACACAUACUGACAUAUCAUAUAUAUUUUGACAAGCUUGCCAACCAAUUGAUAAUAGCUUGCAUGAUGCUUGGUAGCGACUGCUUGGCAAGCUUGCGGCAACCUUGCCAAUAGCUUUGCAUGCUUGCGGCGACAUGCUUUUAGCUUGGCAAGCUUGCGAAAACCUUGCAAAUUGC
Messenger RNA from Asterias rubens (European starfish), 4074 nucleotides. RefSeq lists its product as uncharacterized. The transcript is spliced from 2 exons. Bases 484 to 3354 code for a protein of 956 amino acids. NCBI's taxonomy places the organism in Eukaryota, Metazoa, Echinodermata, Asteroidea, Forcipulatida, Asteriidae. The record is from RefSeq and is a predicted model, not a curated record.